Messenger RNA from Laccaria bicolor S238N-H82, 255 nucleotides. RefSeq lists its product as uncharacterized. Gene Ontology annotation, biological process: regulation of transcription by RNA polymerase II. The transcript has a single exon. The annotation marks the transcript as partial. Gene Ontology annotation, molecular function: RNA polymerase II transcription regulatory region sequence-specific DNA binding; DNA-binding transcription activator activity, RNA polymerase II-specific. Gene Ontology annotation, cellular component: nucleus. NCBI's taxonomy places the organism in Eukaryota, Fungi, Basidiomycota, Agaricomycetes, Agaricales, Hydnangiaceae. The record is from RefSeq and is a predicted model, not a curated record.
UCUGCCUUGGAAGAGAAACGUCGUAGAAAUACCGCUGCCAGUACGCGGUUCAGGUCGAAGAAGAAAGAGAGGGAGGCCGCUCUUGAAGGUCAGGUCAAAGAGCUGGAAACGAGGGUCAACGAACUUGAGCGGGAAUGUGAAGAAUUACGUAGAGCAAAUGAUUGGUUGAAGGGACUUAUCGUCGGCGUUGCUGACGUUUCUGAAGGAUCAGUGGUUCCAGCCCCUUGCGGGAACGAGACGACACAAAGAUCCUAA